UGGCUUUUAGGAAGAAGACUGGUAUGGGGAAAUGUAUUCCUUGCUAGUUCUUCCAGGCCAUGGCGCUUCUCAGCAACUUUUUCCUUUGGUUUUUCUGCUUUUCCUGGCUGUGUUUUCCUAUUAGUCUUUGUUCUCGGGCUUCUACAGGAGAAGUUCAGAUUGCAGCGGGUGCUGAAUGGGAAGCUAAGGCUGAACCUUGGUCCUUGGUGCAGCCUCUAGAUGAAAAAGACAGAUUGGGCUUCCUUCCUCCUCUCUUCAAGGUUCUGUAUAAUGGGCAAGGUGACGCCCCUAGGCUGCAGCCAGACUCCAGAGCUUUGCGUUACAUGAAGAGACUCUAUAAGUCCUUUGCUACCAAGGAGGGGAUCCCUAAAUCCAACAGAAGUCCUCUCUACAACACUGUUCGGCUCUUCACAUCUUAUGCCCAGCACAAGCAGGCUCCUGGGGACCAGGAGACAGGAACCGUACCAUCCGUGGACCUGCUAUUUCACCUGGAUCGUGUUACUGCCGUUGAACACUUCAUCAAGUCAGUCUUGCUAUUUACUUUCAGCAACCCCAUUUCCUUUUCUUCUGCUGUGAAAUGUGUGUGCAACCUGAUGAUGAAGGAGCCCGAGUCUUCUAGCGGGAACCCCCAGAGAACUCCAUCCUCAUUGACCUUUGACUCCCAGUUUGAAUUUAGAAAGAAAUACAGAUGGAUUGAGGUGGAUGUGACUGCUCCUCUUCAGCCUCUAGUGGCCUCCAACCAAAGAAACAUUCACAUGUCUGUAAAUUUGACCUGUGUGAAAGCCCAGCUGCAGCCUCCUUCAGCACGUGACAGUCCCUUUAACGUGACUCUUCUGGUGCCCCUCUCACUGCUUUUAUAUCUGAACGACACGAGUGCCCAGGCUCAUCACAGGUGGUAUUCCCUUCACUGUAAAAGGAGGCCUUCCCAGGGUGCUGGCCAGAAGAGAGGGCUGUCUGCCCGUCCCCAGGGAGAAGAGUCAGCUGAGGCUGUACGACCUUCCCGUCAUCGGAGAGGUCAGGAGACUAUCGGCUUGGAACCUCAGAAGCCUCUGGUUCCAGCUUCUUUCAAUCUGAGCGAAUACUUCAAACAGUUUCUUUUUCCCCAAAACGAGUGUGAGCUCCAUGACUUUAGACUUAGUUUUAGUCAGCUGAAGUGGGACAGCUGGAUCGUGGCCCCGCACAGAUACAACCCUCGAUACUGUAAAGGCGACUGUCCAAGGGCACUUGGACAUCGGUAUGGCUCGCCAGUUCACACCAUGGUGCAGAAUAUCAUCCAUGAGAAGCUCGACUCCUCAGUGCCAAGACCCUCCUGUGUGCCUGCCAAAUACAGUCCUCUCAGUGUUCUGACCAUUGAGCCAGAUGGCUCAAUCGCUUACAAAGAAUAUGAAGAUAUGAUAGCCACUAAGUGCACCUGUCGUUGAUACUGGGUUCUCUAAACUAAAACCUGGAGCCUCUUCGGCAAAGAAAUGCCGUGCACCUCUCUGUGCCUUCAGGAGAAAGUUCCACGUGUGAAAUCUCAAUGUAGUAUGUCUUGUAUAAGGGGGAGCCUGUGUAGAUGAGCACAUUCUGUGGCAUCUAUCCAUGGAAAGUGGUAACAUCUUCCUGUUUAAUUUCCGGGUGUAAAUGAACUGUAAUUAUUUUGGAGGGCCCUAAAUUUCUUUCCCCUGUCUCUUGAACACAUCUGACUCU
Prionailurus viverrinus (fishing cat) is the source of this 1689-nucleotide messenger RNA. Its product is annotated as growth/differentiation factor 9-like. Bases 60 to 1421 code for a protein of 453 amino acids. NCBI's taxonomy places the organism in Eukaryota, Metazoa, Chordata, Mammalia, Carnivora, Felidae. Gene Ontology annotation, biological process: SMAD protein signal transduction; BMP signaling pathway. The record is from RefSeq and is a predicted model, not a curated record. Gene Ontology annotation, molecular function: growth factor activity; cytokine activity. Gene Ontology annotation, cellular component: extracellular region. The transcript has 3 exons.